AUGCUUCACCCAAGUACACACUUGGUAACUGUCCCAGUAACAGUUUGGAAAUUAAAUCUGUGGAGGAUUGCUUAUGAGACAAUCCGGGGAGACUUCCUGAUAAAAAUGCAGAACGGCAGCCUGCAGGCGGAGCGAUACGUCAACUUCACCUUACAGGACAUCAACUACGUACUGAACAUGAUGGAAAUGCUGAAGGAAAUGAGUGUAAAAGUAACUCAACCCGAUGACCUCAGGGACUUCAUGAAAGGCAGAUGCUCAAGCUACAAACGUUUUGCAGACAUACGGCUUAAUCAAUAUUUUUUUAAGAGUGCUCCUCCCAUCCAGCCAACUCCAGCUAUGAGGAAGUAUCUGUCGUUCUACAGAAGCCUCCUGGAAAAAGAAGAUCCGCUGUACUUUGCUGUGGGUCUCCUGCCCUGCUCCAGACUCUGGGUGUGGCUGGGUGAUAAUCUCAGAACACCCCCAACCAAUGCCUAUUACACUUGGAAGGUGGAGAAUAUGGGCGGCCAUCCUGAGAAAUACAGAGCUCUGCUGAACAAGUAUCUGAACACACCUGAAAAAGUGUCCAAGGCUAAUACUAUAUUCCGUACACAGAUGCAGAAUGAGCAUGAUUUCUUUUUCUCAUCUUGAGUGGUUAAUUGCAAACGCUGUCUGAGCAAUUCAACUUUUCAUGAAAAAAGUACUUACAUAUUUUCUCCAAAUAUUGACUGAUGCAUUCGAUAGCUUCUUUUAAGAUUAUGCCUAUAAUAAUAUCAAAAUAAUUUCUUAAUAUUCUACCAAGUUUUAAGCUUUUAAUCAUUAAAAACUAUAUGUUUGCAACCACAUUUUUUGGAGUUUACAAACAAUAAUAAAAGCAAUAGAAAAAAAAAACAAUACAAUUCGUCGAUA
This is a messenger RNA of Ctenopharyngodon idella (grass carp), 885 nucleotides long. RefSeq lists its product as uncharacterized. The coding region runs from base 1 to 627 and encodes 208 amino acids. Gene Ontology annotation, cellular component: cytosol. The transcript has 3 exons. Lineage: Eukaryota; Metazoa; Chordata; Actinopteri; Cypriniformes; Xenocyprididae. The record is from RefSeq and is a predicted model, not a curated record.